UUGUAAAUAAAAUAUGGUACGAUGCUGUGAAGCACGAACUUGGCACCUAAAUUAACUAAUGUGUAUAAUCCACGUAUUUCAUCUAGCAAAUAUUACAUGCAUGCCGAAACUAGGAGUUCAAUAAUAUUUUUGUUUUUCAUUUCAUGCUAGUACUACGCGUGUACCGUUAUUUACUACAGCUUAUCUACGUCGUUAAUUAAUUAUAUCACAAUCAGCUGAUGUAUCUACAUUUGUGUAUGCGUAUUAUUUAAUUCAAUUAGUCACCGUACAAGUGCAGAUUUUUCGAGUUAGCAGAAGCGAUCGAUUUGGUUUGAUUCUGACAAAGAAGGAACGUUAUAACUUCAGACUGCAAAGAAUUUUGCAGUUGUUACUUGACUUCUUAAUUUUUGGAUUUAAAGCGGGCUAAAUAAAAUGAAAUUCGCCAGCCUAUGCUUUUUGCGUGCCAAGGUCGCCCAUCUUAUAUCAACAUCCGUAGUUGGCGCAAGUUCUAUUAAUCCAAUAGUUUGCCAUACAGAUAUACUACCUAUUGCGUCCGAUCGAUUAAUAAAUUGGCUAGAUAACGAUAAACUUAUGUUAAAAACUCGUAUGUAUAGUCAAAUAAACAACGCAAAAUUACAGGUGACGGAAUCCACGUGUCAAUGAAUUCUAAGACGAUAGAAGAGCCCUGAAUCUAUCAAACGAUCGUUAAAUUCACCGAUAAUUAGUUGCGUUUGUUCACACGUAAUCGUUUGACUGUUACUUAUGUUUGGUUAUCGUUUUUAAAUAACAUUUUCAUUCAAGACGGCUCAUUCUCCUUAUAGAUAUUGUCGUACGUUACGUUAUUCAAAAUUUGCAAAAAUAGAAACCAAAGUAAGUUUAAAAAUGUCUUCGAGAUCGUCGUGGAGUCCUCGAGUCACUCAACCCGCUUCUGGACCAACGACCGAGGAUUUUGAAUCGACGCUUCCAAGGUCUUCGGAAUUCGUUCACUGCGAAUUGGAGCAGCUCGAUUUAAACGAGUGGCUUCGGUCAAAUGAGGAAAAUUUAGGACUGCAUAGUUCAAAAAUUACUGGGCCAGAACCCAUCACGAGGGGUGAAUGUGGAGACUGCGGAUUUCGAGGACGAGAAAUUUCGAUGCACGUUGAUUUUCUCGAGGCAAAACUGAGAGAGGAAACUCUAGCGACCACGGAGUGCAAGAAACAGUCGUUGGUAAAGGACAGAGAGAUCGAAAUUCUCAAACUGGAAAACCGCGAGAUGCGGUCCGAGUGUGACAAUAUAAAGGAUCAGCUAGAAGUAACUUCUAAGCACCUCGACGCCAUGGAAUUAUCGUUCAACGACGUUCACGAAAAAUACGAAAGAGCCAAGCAUACCGUACAGAUAAUGCAUCAAAACGUGGAGACGCUGAAGGAAAGCCUUGCAGAGCAUAAUUUAUGCAUCGGUAAAAAACACGAGCAAUUUCUCAUGCUCAAGGAACACGCUAUGGAACGGAUGGACUUUGCGAAUUCACAGUUGGAUUUGAUCGAGCGGAAAUAUUCACUUGAGACUUCAAAGCUCCGAGCCGCUUUACGAGAGGCCGAGCUUGGAGCUCGAUCGCUUUCUGAUCAGCUAGAGCAGAGAAACAGGGAUAACGCUGAAUUGACGAGCAUUUGCGACGGUCUGAUAGCACGAAUGGACAUCCGGAAGAAUAUUGGAACCGAUAACAAAUCGAUGUGCCAAGAGUAAGAAUCGCGACUUAUUCGAUGGGGAUCAAAAUGAUGGGAUGAAAUAAAAUUAAUCAGUCGCAG
Athalia rosae (coleseed sawfly) is the source of this 1760-nucleotide messenger RNA. Its product is annotated as transforming acidic coiled-coil-containing protein 3-like. The transcript is spliced from 7 exons. The coding region runs from base 862 to 1698 and encodes 278 amino acids. Gene Ontology annotation, biological process: mitotic spindle organization; cell population proliferation. The record is from RefSeq and is a predicted model, not a curated record. Gene Ontology annotation, cellular component: cytoplasm. NCBI's taxonomy places the organism in Eukaryota, Metazoa, Arthropoda, Insecta, Hymenoptera, Athaliidae.